Molecule: messenger RNA, 642 nt
Organism: Pocillopora meandrina
Lineage: Eukaryota; Metazoa; Cnidaria; Anthozoa; Scleractinia; Pocilloporidae
Source: the annotation of a GenBank genome assembly
AUGGGGUCUCCACUUUCUGUUGUUGUAGCAGAAAUUGUGAUGCAGAAAAUCGAGGAAAGCGUCCUUUCGACUUGCCGACAGACGAUACCACUUUGGUUACGCUACGUUGACGAUACUUUCACCGCUGUACGACACGACGAAAUCGACGCAUUCCACCACCACCUUAACGAACAAAACACUGACAUACAGUUUACUAGAGAAGUCGAAGAAAAUGGUAAACUACUUUUUCUAGACUGCCCGGUAAGCCGUGACUACAACUCACUACGGACAACAGUUUACAGAAAACCGACACAUACUGACGGUUUACUGGACGAGUCAUCCUACAACCCGACAUCACACAAAGCCACUACCAUCAGGACUCUUACCCGACGAGCGCAACUUGUAUGCAAUACGACAGACAGCUUAUCCGACGAGAACAAGUACCUUAGCCGAGUUUUUCCAAAGAACAAGUACAACGAAGACUUCAUCCAACGUAACACUCACAGACCUACUACUAUUACCGAAGCUAACGACAACGCAACUCCUACGACCACAGCAACUAUACCAUACAUAAAGAGUAUAUCUGAGAACAUCUCGCGCAUCCCACAACCACUUAAUAUCCGCGUCGUUCACAAACCUAUUACUCACUACGUCAGUUACUGA